Messenger RNA from Scylla paramamosain (green mud crab), 9597 nucleotides. RefSeq names its product glutamate receptor ionotropic, NMDA 2B-like. Gene Ontology annotation, molecular function: NMDA glutamate receptor activity. NCBI's taxonomy places the organism in Eukaryota, Metazoa, Arthropoda, Malacostraca, Decapoda, Portunidae. Gene Ontology annotation, biological process: monoatomic ion transport. The record is from RefSeq and is a predicted model, not a curated record. Gene Ontology annotation, cellular component: plasma membrane.
GCCGUGGUAGGAGGAGGUUGCGCUGCUCUUCAAAGGGGGAUAUCCGACACCCCCCUUCUACCUCCACCACCACCACUGCCCAACUGACCUCCUCAGGCCCCCCUUUGGUCAGCUGGGGUCACGGGAGGGGGACACACGCCUGGAACACCACCCCUUCACUGCCUGGAAACUGGAAAUAGAUUGAAACGAUAAUUUAUACUCGUGUGAAAGAAGGAGGAGAGAGAAAAGGAGGAAAAAGGUGUAUCCUCCUCCUCCUCCUCCUCCUCCUCCUCCUCUUCCUCCUCCUCCUCCUCCUCCUUCGUCUUGGUAUAAAGGGAGGAAGAGAAAGAUAAAGAGGAAGUUAAUAAGAAGGAGAAGGAGAGGACAUGAUCAAGAGGUAAAAAAAAAGAUAAUUAUUCGUAUUUCUGUUUUUCUCUCUCUCUCUCCUUUCCUUCCUUCCUUCCCGUCCUUCCCUCCUUCAUUCCCUCCUCGACUGUGAAAAGAAAAGAAAGAAAAUAGAAAAAAAGGAAAAAACUGCUCAAUUUUAUGAUAAACACUUCAAUUUUUACUUACAUCUGUUUAUAAGUGGUGUUUGUAGUGUUGCUGGUACUACUACUACUACUACUACUACUACUACUGCUGCUGCUACUACUGCUGCUACUGCUACUGCUGCUGUGUUACUAGUGGACAGAAAGAAAGGAAAGUGAAAACGUGUGGUAGAAGAAAAUAGAAGAAAAGAGAAGAAAAGAAAAGAAUAUUUGUUUUGUUACGUCUCGUCGCUACUACUACUACUAUUACUACUACUACUACUACUACUACUACAAGAACGAGGAGUGGAGGACAAAAAAACAAACAAACGAACAAACACAAGACCAAGAUAGAAAACAAAACAAUAAACACAAUAAAAAACAAGAAAAAAAAAACAAAAACAAAAAAAUAUCCCUUUCAAGUGUGACAAAUAACCUGUUUCUGCUGUCCGUCUGUCUGCCUGUCUCGUCUGCUGCUGCUGCUGCUUCGUCGCCUGCUGUUGGUCGAAAGGCAUGUUCCUCUUUAAGUGUGAGUGAGUGCUUGGGGGGGCGAGGGAGAGGUGGUGGAGACAGAGUGAGAGGCGGGGAGAGAGAGGCAAGUCCACACACUCCCGUUCCUUUCCUGUCUAAUGCAAGACGUUGAGCCACAAAACGUUUACCAGUGAGUGUUCAGAAGGAUCCUUAGAAACAUCCCCAUCUCUCGUCCUUAGAAGGGAGAGAGAGGGAGAGGCAGGAGAGAGAGAGAGGCAAGUCCACACACACUCUCCCGUUCCUUUCCUGUCUAAUGCAAGACGUUGAGCCACAAAACGUUUACCAGUGAGUGUUCAGAAGGAUCCUUAGAAACGUCCCCAUCUCUCGUCCUUAGAAGGGAGAGCCAGAGGGAGAGAGAGAGGGAGAGGCAGGAGAGAGAGGCAAGUCCACACACUCCUGAUCCUCUCUCCUGUAAACGUUGAGCCACAAAACGUUUACCAGUGGCCUCAGGAACGUCCUUAACCUAAGCUAACCUAAUCUAAUACUAAACGUUCAUCCCUAAAACGUUUUCCAGGGGGCUCAAAACGUCCUGAUAAACGUUUGCCCUCUUACAAACAUUUCCUCCUCUCCUCUUUUCUCUCUGUUGACAAGGGGCGCCAGACUCUGCCCCACUCUGCCCUUCCAUAGAGUGUCUCAAGGGCCCUGGCUCCCCUAAACCUUCCUGGGUGAAGGAACGUUUUUUCCAACCCUGAAGGAAGUUAACGUUUCUCAACCUAACCUAACCUAACCUCACCUCACCUCACCUCACCUCACCUCACCUCACCUCACCUCACCUAACCUAACCUAACCUUACCUAACCUUACCUUCAAUAAAAUUUGCUGACACUUUCCUCCUCCUCUUCCUCCUCUUCCUCCUCCUCCUCCUCCUCCUCCUCUUCCUCCUCCUCCUCCUCCUCCUCCUCCAAAUAUGAUCUACCAGUACCCUUCCGCUCUUCCUCUUCUCCUAUCUCCCCUCCUCGCCUCCUCCUCUCCUCUCCUCUUCUCUCCCCUCUCCUCUCAUUAAGCCAUCUCUCUCUCUCUCUCUCACCUAGAAUAGAGAAAGGGAGAGAGAGAAAAGGGAGAGAUAGAGAGAGUUAAACAGAGCGAGCGAUUCUCUCUCUCUCUCUCUACACUGGAAUUUGAUAUACAUGAGUGGAGUUGACAAGGCUGGAAAAGGCCUAUAUCUGGAAUCCUGGAAGCGUCUGGAAGCAUCUACUGGAACGGCCUAACAUCAUUUCUUAUGGGAAGUUAUUGUGGCCGCGUCUGGAAACUAGAAGACACGUGGCAGCCUCUCCCUGGAAAUUCUGGACCGUGGAACUUGUGAGCCUGGAAGUGUCGUGUGAGAGUGUAUGGCACUGUUUUCACCCUCACUCACUUUCACACUCACUCGCUGCUAUUCCAGGCAAGUUAAGUCUCCGCUGUCGCCUGGAAGCGGGAAAAACUGGAAACUGGAAGGGAAAAUGUUACUGGACUUUCCUCCUUUUCCAGAAUAUAUCCUGGAAACUGCCUGGCUGCAUUUUUAGUUGAUUUCCCAGCGGUAAGGGCAUUUCCAGACUUUCCAGACACUCGCCUCGCUGGAAAGACUCGCAAAACGCUUCCUGGAAUACAGUGUGUGCUGGUGCCGGCGCUCAUUUUGCAAAGCAGUUGAACCUCCGUGCUUCCAGACUGUCCCGGAAAGAAGUAGUGACGGUUUCCAGGUCUCCAUGCUCUCUGGAAGCGAAGUCUGCUAAAUUCCAGCCUUCAGAACCUCUCAGGAAAGAACUAAACCUUUCCAGUGCUCCCAGUUCGCUUAAAAAGGACUUCCCUCAAAAAUUCCAGUCUUCCGGAUCUGCUGGAAGGAAGUAAAUUUUCCAGGACAAUUCACGUACCCCUGGAAACAAGACACGGUCGUUUCCAGUUCACCAUCUUCCCUGGAAAGGAGAUCCGAGCGUUCCAGCAAACAGUACACACCAGGAAGUGAUCUAAAGGCUUCCAGUUUCCAGCAAUUCCCAAGACUCCAGCUGUGUGGAGCCAAUGAAAGGACUCGUCGGUCAUAUCCUUCAGCACAGAAAGAACUCCUUCCUUCCAGUACUUCCAGACCGUGUACCCAUUUAACGCUUCCAGCAGUCUUCCAGUUAAUAAGGGACUGACUCUAUCCUCUUCACCUGCCUGGAAAAUACGACUCCAGGCCCUUCCAGUCCAGCUAAAGGUCCUGGAAUGUGGAGUGUUUGAGCUUAAGAGGUGCUGGAAAAAGUACACGCUGGAGGCACUGGAAUGAGGCAGUGUGGUGCUGGAACGCGCGGUUGAAGUGAUCAGUGUGGUUCUGGAAGUGUUGUGGAGCCUAAGACGAGAUUAAAAAGUGGAUAAACUUGAAAUUCGAAAAAGAAAAUAUCAGGAAAAAAUAAGGAAAAAGGACAAAGUUGAAUAAAGACUGGAAAUUCAUGAAGAAAAGUCUGAAUACUAAAAACAAACUGGGAAUCGAAAAAAAAACAAAACAGACUGAAAAGUGAUAAAGCGAAGCCAAAAUUGAUAAAAAAAUAAACUGGAAAUUGAAAAAAUAUCUGGAAAUUUAACAAAAAAAAAAAAAUACUAGGAAAUAAAAAAAAUUAGACUGGGAAAUUAAAACUGAAAAGACGUGCAAGUUUGUAACAACAUAAUAGAUUUGUUUACGAGAGAGAGAGAGAGAGAGAGAGAGAGAGAGAGAGAGAGAGAGAGAGAGAGAGAGAGAGAGAGAGAGAGAGAGAGACUAGAAUUUCUAACGAGUUAUAAAGAGGAGAAGACUAAACAGAGAGAGAGAGAGAGAGAGAGAGAGAGAGAGAGAGAGAGAGAGAGAGAGAGAGAGAGAGAGAGAGAGAGAGAGAGAGAGAGCGCCCUGGAGUAUUUCUGGAGCUGAAGAAGGAAAAAGAAAACUAAAAAUACUUUCUCAAGACAAACAAAUAAAGAGAAAAAAAGAAAGAAACUAAGACAAACAAACGAACGAACUGAAUCUGGGAGGAAGGCUUGUCCUGGAAUCUUAGCUCUUCUGGAACGCCUCCUGGAAUACUGGAAUAAUAAUCCUGGAAAACUGGAAAACUGGAAGAAAACGAAAAAUUGAUCAAGAAAAUGAGAUACAGGUAAAUAUUGGAAAACAUUAAUAAAAAAACAACUUGAAAGGAGAAAAGAAAUUAAAAAAGAAAUAAACUGAAUAGAUAGAAAAGAAAGGAAAGGAAGAGGUGAAAUAAAUGAAUAAAUAAACGGAGAGAGAGAAAAAUAACUGAUGAAAGAUUAGAAUUGAAAAAAAUAGAAAAAAAAAGAAAAAAAGAAUUUGAAUAGAGAGAAAAGUGGAGAAGAAUACUAAGGAGAAAAGGAAAAAGAAAAUAAGAAAUAAAACUGGAAAUAUAAAGAAAACGAGAGACGAGAGAAAGUUGAAAGUAGAAAAAAAUCAUUGACAUUUUGAAAAGAGAAAUAGAAAGAAAAGGAAAGAAAUUAGAAGAAAAAGAUAAAUUAAAAUAAAUACGAGGAAAGAAAAAAAAUUGUAAAAAAUAAGAACUUGACAAAUUAAAGAAAAGGAGAUAGAAGAAGAGAAGGAAAGGAGGAAAAUAAGAAAAUAUUUAAGAGGAGAAAAUAAUUGAAGGAGAAACUAAAGAAAAAAAGAAAAGAACAAAGAAAACGAGAGAAAGAGAGGAAGGACAAAGAAAACGGAGGAGGAAAGAAGAAACAGAAAACGGAAGAAAGGAGACAAAGAACACGGGAGAAGAGAAUUCGUCUUUCUUCCCAAAUUGGAGGAGUUUUGGGGGUUUUCUCUCCAUCCCUCCAUUUUUUCCCUCCAUCCCUUCAUCUAUCUGCAGCUUUCCUCCAGCGCUUCGUGAAUGACUCGAGUUGAAGGGGGUACCACUCAAAACGACGCGGCGCUGGACUCUCUUUUUCUUCGCGCUCUGAAAACUCGCCUUUACACCCUUGUAGCGCCCUCGCCAAGGGGUGAAAUAGGGGGCACAUCCACUGCUUAGGUCAGACUGGGCUUAAGGGACGCGCAGGAUGGUGGAAGGACACUAUACAGAAGGAGGAGAAGGAGGUGGCGGAAGAAGAAGAAGAAGAAGUGGCGGUGAGAAAGUGAGGAUCAUGAACUCUAGAAAAACCUUAUGUACUGUUGCAAUUCUGGUCAUUUUGGGCGUGGGGGCGAGGGGGGUGGGGCUGCCGGAACCCCACCCACCGCCAGAGCCCCCAGUAGUUCAAGCCCUUACCAUAGGAACAAGAUCGCCCCCUGACCCCACCCCGGAUGAGACAGGAUCAAGGAGCGACGUGAGAGAAGGACUGAAUGUGGGUAUAAUUAUGCCGAUGACGAAAUUUAAACUGAGGAAGUACCAAGGUCAGGUCCGGACAGGGCUGAGGGUGUUUGACAAGAAGCUGGGGAGUAAAUACAGAUUUGGCUACAGCGAAUUUAUACAGCAGCAGCUCCCCAUUAACCCUUCACCUACCAAGAUCUUGGACACGCUCUGUGAUAAGUUCCUGCCGAUGAACGUGUCUGCCAUCAUCUACACCACGAAAGACGAGAGGUUCGGGCGCAACACAGCCUCGUCUCAGUACUUCCUGCAGCUGGCGGGCUACCUCGGCAUCCCUGUCAUUGCCUGGAACGCCGACAACUCUGGACUGGAGCAGGCAUCAAUGAGCGGCCUACGGAUUCAGAUGGCGCCUUCAAUCCACCACCAGGCUGCCGCUAUGCUGAGUAUCCUUGUUAGGUAUCAGUGGCACGCCUUCACCAUUGUCACCAGCCACAUCGCAGGCCACUCAGACUUCGUGCAGACCGUGAGAGACCAAGUUCACCAGUAUAGAGACACACAGGACCUCUCCAAGCCCAAUAUUAAAUUCACGAUAAUCGACACAGUACUGCUGAACCAGGCUGAGAAGGACUUGGCGGUGGUGGUGGACAGCGAGGCGCGCAUUAUGCUCCUCUACUCUACCAACGAGGAGGCCAAGCACAUCAUGAGGUCUGCAGAGAAGCUUAGUCUAACAGGAAAAAAUUACGUGUGGAUUGUGACGCAGAGUGUUGUCGGUCCCAGUGAGUUUGCCCCCAGUGACUUCCCCGUGGGCAUGCUGGGCGUUCACUUCGACACAGAUGACAACGCGCUGCAGGAAUCUUUAGUGACCACCGUUCGAAUCUUUGGGUAUGGUGUGAUCAACUUCCUCAGUGACAACAGGAAUGAACACCUCAGCCUGAACCCCCAGCUGUCCUGCGAGGGCCACACCAACGCGCGCUGGGCCCUCGGUGCGACCUUCUACAGGUACCUCAAGAAUGUGAGUGUUCCCUACGACAAGGUGUACGAGGAUCUGGAUUCGAAAAGGGAAGACAGACAUAACGUUGUGGAAUUCCUGCAAGAUGGAACCCGGAAGGACGUGGAGCUAAAAAUUAUGAACUUGAGGCCUGGCGGGGGUUCAGGCACCAGCAAGAAGUGGGAGGAGAUUGGCACGUGGAAUUCGUGGGAACCUGAAGGAGUGACCAUCAACGACAUUGUGUGGCCAGGUCACCAACACGUGCCUCCUCCAGGGGUGCCGGAGAAGUUCCAUUUGAAGAUUGUGUUUCUUGAGGAGCCGCCGUACAUCAGCCUCGCCUCGCCAGACCCUGUGACGGGGCAGUGCAGCGCCAACAGGGGAAUAUUGUGUCGUAUUGCUACCGAGGCGAUGAUGGCAAACGUCACCAACGUCACCCUGGCACAGCAAAACAGCACCUAUUUCCAGUGUUGCUCCGGUUUCUGCAUCGACAUGUUACAGAAAUUUUCGGCUGAACUGGGAUUCACUUACGACCUCUUCCGCGUUGAGGAUGGGAAGUGGGGCACCCUGGAGGGGUACAAAUGGAACGGCUUGGUAGCGUCACUCAUCAACCACCGUGCUGACAUGGCCCUCACUAGCUUCAAGAUCAAUUCAGAGAGGGAGAGUGUUAUAGACUUCACUGUGCCCUUCCUGGAGUCUGGAAUAGCAAUAGUAGUGGCCAAAAGGACUGGAAUCAUCUCCCCUACUGCCUUCUUGGAACCGUUCGACACCGCCUCGUGGAUGCUGGUGGCGUUCGUGGCGAUCCAAGUGGCAGCCCUCACCGUCUUUCUGUUUGAGUGGCUCAGUCCAGGAGGCUACAACAUGAAGGUCGCUCCCCCCACGGACCACAAGUUCUCUCUGUUACGCACGUACUGGCUGGUGUGGGCCGUGCUGUUCCAGGCCGCCGUGCACGUAGACUGCCCUAAGGGAUUCACUGCCAGGUUCAUGGCAAACAUCUGGGCUAUGUUUGCCGUGGUGUUCCUUGCCAUCUACACAGCCAACCUCGCGGCCUUCAUGAUCACGAGGGAGGAAUACCACGACCUGUCUGGCAUUGAGGACCACAGGCUGCAGAACCCAUACUUCAAGAAACCACCCUUCAAGUUUGGUUUUGUGCCCUUCACCAACACGGAAACCAUCCUCUCGAAACACCAACCAGAGAUGUUUCAGUACAUGCGUCAAUACAACAAAUCAUCCAUCACUGCCGGCAUUAAGUCCAUCAAGAAGGGAGAGCAGGACGCCUUUAUCUACGACGCCACUGUGCUGGACUACCGCGUGGGCCAGGACGACGAGUGCACACUGCUGACUGUAGGGGCGUGGUACCACAUGACUGGUUACGGCAUUGCUUUCCCGCGGGGCUCCAAACACACGGCCCAGUUCAACGAGAGACUCAUGAGCUACAAGGAUAACGGAGACAUGGAGAGAAUUCAAAGGUUCUGGCUGACGGGAGCGUGCAAACCUAAAAAGCAGAACAAGAGAGCGUCAGAACCCUUAGCAUUGGAGCAGUUCUUGUCAGCCUACCUGCUCCUGCUCACGGGCGUCCUGCUGGCCCUCGUGCUGCUGCUGCUUGAACACGCCUACUUCAAAUACGUGAGGGGGCACUUACAGAAAACGGACAAGGGAGGUUGCUGCGCCCUCGUGAGUUUGAGCAUGGGAAAAAGCCUCAACUUCCGCGGCGCAGUGAUAGAAGCCCACAACAAGCUCCUCCGCCAUCGUUGUCGUGACCCGCUUUGUGACACUCACAUCUGGAAGGUCAAGCACGACCUGGACAUGGCGAGGGUCAAGAUCAAGCAGCUGGAAAAGGAACUGGAAAGCCACGGGGUCAAGCCUUCCAGGAAAUUUGCUACAAGCUUGACCAAUGCCCCAGAGAAGGAAAUGAUUGGUUCUCAUCAAGUGUAUGGUUUACAAGACAUGGACCAGAAAUCACAUCACAUCAAAUGAGCCGACACGCCCCUCCACCGCUACCCCAGCCACGCCCACACCCUGAGACGGGCGCCAGGCAGAGGUCGUCGCAAGAGAUAAGGGAGAUAGCAGAGAUGGAGACGGUUCUAUAAGGAGACGGAGACAUGGUAUGGUGUGUGUUGCUGUGUAUAUAUACCAUGCUGUAUUAACUGUGUUUCAUAUUUUCUUGUUUAUUUUUAUUUUUUCAAGAGGUCGGUAGGAAAUUAAGGGUUAUUUUUCAGUCACACCUCCGUUUACGUGGAAGAAAGUGUGAUGUGUAAAGAAAAGGAGACGUUUGUUAAAGAAAACGGUAUGUUUAUUAGAGAAAGUGGGAUGUGUGUAAAAGAAAAUGGGAUAUCUAAAGAAAAUGGUGUGUAUUCAAAGAAAAUGAGAUGUCUAGAGAAAACGGUGUGUUUAAAAAAAAAAAAAAAGUGGGGGAAUAUGUUAAAUAAUGGUGGUUUUGGUGUUUUUAGGUUAAUAAUGAUAAUAAUGAUGUUACUGCGUGCGUCAAUAACUAUAAUAUUAAUAACGAUGACAAUAAUGAUAAUACAUAAAAAAAAAGAAAAAAAAAAUCAUGUAUACAGUAAUAAAAAAAACAAAAAAAAAGUUUGAUAACUGUAAAAAUUAUUACAUAGGGAAAAAAAAAUAAUGAUAAUAAUAACAAAAAAUAAUAACAAUAUGCCAACCGUUUAUAUAAUAUACUAAUAAUGUUAAGUAUAUAUAGAUGUGCGUGUGUGCGUGCGCGCGUAUGUAUGUAUGUAUGUGCGUGCGUGCGUGUCUAUACUAUCAAUGCUCAUUUGUUUGUAUAAGUGAACUGGGAGAAAUAUAAAGGACUGAAUCUCUUAUGUAAGGAAUCGAAUCUCUUAAUGUAAAGGAUCACAUCGUCUAUAGCGGCGCGACACGAGAUUCUGACACAUAUAUUGCUUUUCUCAUACUUCUUGUCACUUCCUUUUACUUCAUGUUGUCUAUAGCGUAAGGGUGAGGCGGGGUGUGUCUGUGUGUGUGUGUGUGUGUGUGUGUGUGUGUGUGUGUGUGUGUGUGUGUUGGUAUAUAUAUUGUUGUUUGUUGUUGCUGUUUUUGAUUAUUAUUAUUAUUAUUAUUAUUAUUAUUAUUAUUAUUAUUAUUAUUAUUAUUAUUAUCGCUGCUGUUAUUGUUAUUGUUGUUGUUGUUGUUAUUAUUAUUGUUGUUAUUAUCAUUAUUGUUAUUAUUAUUACACUACUACUACUACUACUACUACUAUUACUACUACUACUACUACUACUACUACUACUACCACCACUACCAGUACUACAAUGCUACUACUACUACUUCUACUACUACUACUACUACUACUACUACUACUACUACUGCUACUACUACUGCUACUACUACUACUACUACAA